Messenger RNA from Epinephelus lanceolatus (giant grouper), 4615 nucleotides. It is a transcript of the gene kdm7aa, whose product is annotated as lysine (K)-specific demethylase 7Aa. NCBI's taxonomy places the organism in Eukaryota, Metazoa, Chordata, Actinopteri, Perciformes, Serranidae. The record is from RefSeq and is a predicted model, not a curated record.
CAGUAGGAAGAUGGCGGCGGCCCCGCUGUACUGUGUCUGCCGGCAGCCCUACGAUGUGAGCCGGUUUAUGAUCGAGUGCGACAUCUGUAAAGAUUGGUUUCACGGCAGCUGUGUGCAGGUAGAAGAGCAUCAUGCUGUGGAUAUCGAUGUUUACCACUGUCCCAACUGUGAUGUCGUACACGGACCCUCCCUGAUGAAAAAGCGCAACAACCGCCACAGGCAUGACUACACAGAGCUGGACGAUGGAUCGAAGCCGGUGCAGGCCGGCACUCCAGUGUUUGUCAAGGAGCUCCAGAACAGGGCCUUCGCCAGUGGCGAGGAGAUCAUGAUGCAGAUGAAGGGCGAGCAGGUGACGACCAGGUACCUGGAGAGACACGGCUUCAGCUACCCCAUCGCGGUCACAGAGAUGGAGGGCCUGGGACUCAAACUACCAGCUCCCACUUUCUCUGUCAAAGACGUGGAGCAGUAUGUGGGUGGCGACAAAGUCAUCGAUGUGAUAGAUGUGGCCCGGCAGGCAGACAGCAAGAUGAAGCUCAGCGAGUUUAUCAAGUAUUUCACCAACCCGGAUCGACCCAAGGUCCUCAACCUCAUCAGCCUGGAGUUCUCUGACACCAAGAUGUCAAAGCUGGUGGAGGUUCCUGAUGUGGCUCAGAAGAUGUCCUGGGUAGAGAACUACUGGCCGGACGACUCCUUCUUCCCCAAGCCCUUUGUCCAGAAGUACUGCCUUAUGGGGGUCAAGGACAGCUACACAGAUUUCCACAUAGACUUCGGAGGCACCUCUGUCUGGUACCAUGUUCUCUGGGGUGAGAAGAUCUUCUACUUGAUCAAGCCCACUCCCGCCAACCUUGCACUAUAUGAGGCAUGGAGCUCCUCGCCCAAUCAGAGUGAAGUGUUCUUUGGGGACAAAGUGGAUAAGUGCUACAAGUGUGUCGUGCCCCAAGGAACCACCCUGCUCAUCCCUACAGGCUGGAUCCAUGCUGUUCUCACCUCUCAGGAUUGCAUGGCGUUUGGAGGGAACUUCCUUCACAACCUCAAUAUUGGCAUGCAGCUCAGGUGUUAUGAAAUGGAGCGUCGUCUGAAAACCCCAGACCUCUUCAAGUUUCCCUACUUCGAGGCCAUCUGUUGGUAUGUGGCCAAGAACCUCUUGGAAAUGCUAAAAGAGCUACGGGAUGACAACUGUCCGCCCCCGACCUACCUAGUGGAGGGAGUCAAGGCUUUAAUCAGUGCACUGAGGACCUGGUUGAAAAGAGAGGUGACUGAGCCCACCAGUGAGGUACCAGACCAUAUCAGGCCGAACCAUCUCAUUAAAGAGCUGACCAAGGAAAUCCGCUACCUGGAGGAGGAGCCAGUCGGUGGUAGCAAGCCAGUGAAAUCUCAGGGAAGUGGGUGUGGAGUAGCAUCUGGAACAAACGGCUGCCCGGCAACUCGCGCCACACUGGAGAGGCUGUGCCAGGCCCGGCAGGCGAGGAGGGCUGCCAGGCGGCUGAGGGAGCAGCAGCGACAGGCCCCCAAACUGCCCUCCAACCUGGACAUCUUGGAGCGGCACACCAGGGAGGUGCUGAAGAGGCUGGAGGUGGGACCGCUGGAGGAGGAUGCGGCGUUCUGUGCCAAGGUUCGUGGGAAGCUCAACAAAGUGUCAACUGCAUCAGCAGCUGCUGCAGAGUCUUUAGAUGACAACCACCUACGGCUGAUGCUGGUCAACGGCAGAAUUAUCAGAGACAUGAGGCGGCCAGGCAGCAGCCCCGUGAAGACGGAGGGUGAACGGUCAUCUGUCGGCCCACCAAAGAGUCGUGUGGACGUGAAGCUGGAGAGGACACAGGACAGUCGAGAGCAGCACAGAACAGUCGAGAAACCCACACACUUCAGCGGUCUGGAGAGGGUGAAGACUGAACUCAGGGAAGAAGUCUCAGGACACUCCAGUGUGUCAGAUGUGGAUUCAGACAGUGACUCUCCCACAGGGCGUAAAGCAUCAUCAUCGUCGCCGUCGUCUUCUGACGAGGAUUCAGAGAGUUCCCAGGAUGAAGAGGAGGAUGAAGAAAGGGGCUCAUCUCAGCAGAGAGGCUCAGGGCACACCAUAGAGCUGGACCAGUCUGGCCAGAAACUCAGGCACAAACACAAACCACUCAAACGAGAACGUCCUACCUCACCCAGCACAGAAGAGGCCAUUCAGGGGAUGCUGUCCAUGGCUGGUCUGCUGUGCUCCUCCAAGCCGGAGAAGGUGACCUCGUCCCGGGAGCCCUGGUGGUCCGGCUCCAGCCAGUGCUCGCCGCUGGAGCAGAGGGAGGAGGCGCAGCACCAGCACCGACUGCAGGGGGGCAAGAGCCCGAUGGACAGCCAGGGCAACAGCAGCGAGGCCUGGGACAAUCAGGGGCUGCCCAGCCCAGAGACGGACUACCAGUACUGUGACCCCUCAAUGUCUCCGCCGCUGCAUCCUUCCAAGAGGCACGCCCCCAACCCCCCACCUGUCAGCAAUCAGGCCACGAAAGGCAAGCGGCCCAAAAAAGGAAUGGCCACAGCCAAGCAGAGACUGGGGAAGAUCCUGAAACUCAACAGACACAAUCGCGUCUUUGUGUAACACUCCAAAUCUUCAAAAGCAAAGUGACACGUGGGGACGUAUUCUUGAAGAAGAAGAAGAAAAAAGAAACAUUGGUGUAUUUGUUACCAGACACUUUUUUGUGCUGUAGAAAUGGAGAGAAGGAAAAAAAAUGAACACACUGCCUGGAGACUGAUGGAACCUUGACACGUAAAACACGCUCACUGUGCAUGCUUAGGAGACAGGGUAUUGGAUUUGAAAUAAGCAAGUGCACGGCUUCACCACAAGCACACUAAGAACAAAACAGAAAGGAGCUACGGGAAGCGGAGAGGGACAAGCAUGUUAUGAAUAUUUUCUGCUGCAGGGAAAGGUGGACUGAAGCUCCUGCGGGCAUUCAGACGGACAAAGGAGACGUAGGAGGUCUACCAAACAAACAACAGAAACGCUCGCUUUGCCGGGGAGCAGCUUCCGAUGCCAACAUCAUCUGCAUCACGUUUUAAUAUUUCCUCUCUCUGCUGAACGCACCCUCCCCUCCGCACAAGCUUCACUCGCUUCACGGCUAUCUGCGACAGACUGAACGGGACGGAGGAGCAGAUGAAACGGAGCUGUAUGUCUCUAGCAGGGUCUUUUGUUUUUUUCCUCUGGCUCUGAGGGGGAAACGAGGUGCUAAGGAGGACGCGGUGAACUAACUGAGAUUUCAAAAUGGUGCUUAUUGUAUGUACUUCUCUCCACUCAUGCUUGUCCCUUCCAGCCCCUCCUUUAUCUCAAUCACACCAGCAAUAAUGACUUUGUGGAGAGAGGAAAGAUGAGACAGAGGCAGCACUUUGGUGCAUCCUUCCCCCGAUUCUUCAAUUUGUAAAAAUCUAUAAAUGUUUGGGGACGACAGAGUUGCAUCUCUGCUCUUUGCAGAUGAUGUAAUUACGUUGGCUUCUUCACAGCGUGACUUCCAGCGUGCACUGGGGCGGUUUGAGUGUAUAGGGGUCAGGAUGAGAGUCAGCACCUCAGAGUGUAAGGCCAUAGUUUCCUGGGAGACAGUCACUGCCCCAAGCAAAGGAGUUCUCGUAUCUCGUGGUCUUUUUCAUGAGUGAGGGAAAAACGGAGCGUGAGAUGGAUUUACCAGUCCAUCUAUGUUUCAACUCAGGAUGUCAGUUUUGGUUAAAUUUGCUUUUGAUAGCCCGCCACACAUUAAUUGGCAACUAACCGGUUCAUUUUUAAGAAAAAAUGGAAAGUCAUGAAAUACAAGAGGCCUUUGUUUUUGGUCCAACGUUCCAUUGACUCAUUGAGCUUUAGUGCAGCAUUUCAAAGCGCUCUCCAUUUCGAGGUGGUGAAAUUUAAAUGUUCUGUUAUGUAAAUAUCUUGAAUUUUAUUUUAUUUUCUGGCACGUAAAAAUGCGGAAACAUAGUGCCCACUGCCCACCCUCUGGUCUCCACUGGUUAGCAAACAUUAGCCUUGGUCCCUCUGCACUGAGCACAACCUGGGCCUGGUGGGAGCUAGCUAGCAACACCACUUAUGUGGAGAUUACUGCUGGUAACUCAAUCCCAGUGGCAACUCGGCGUUGCUGCAGAAACAUAGUAGACAGCCUCAGGUUUCCCCCAAGGUUGCCCAAGCGAGUAAGCGCAUUCAAUUUGAGCUGCAAAACCCCGUUACAGUUGUUAAUUAUGCUGACACUGCUAACUGUGCUAGCAGAGCUAACAAUGGUGCUAAAGUGGAUUUGCAGCUAACAGUUGAGCUGCUUACUCACCAGGGCGAAAUGGGGCGAGACUGAAAGGUGGCUAUCAUGUUCCUAUAGCAGAACUGUCAGGUCGGGACAGCACUACUGGCAGGAAUCAGCUGCUAGCUAAUUAACUCCCAUAACAGUAUGAGAUUUUUACUGUAUGAUAACCGAAACCGAAAAUAUCGCUGUUUCAUGGUAUCACAAAAUUAUUAUUAUGAGUCAGAAUGACCGUUAAAGGAAUUAAAACAGAAGGGUCAUCUUUGGCUGACAAACCUUUUAUUAAUAUAAUUGAAAUUUGAAACCAUUUUUUUUAAAUGGCAGUAAAUUUGCCCUUUUAAAAAAUGACAAAAAUGUAGUUGAAAUUCUCC